UCAAUGGCUGCUCGGGGAACGGCACAACGCCCCAAUGGAGCUGUGCAGGGAAAAAUCUGUCAGUUUAAACUUGUACUUUUAGGUGAGUGCUAUGGUAAAUUAAGGUUUAAAAGUGUUUUUAUGCUGACAGCAUGCCAAGAGAGUAGUGUCCCGUAGCCCGGGGCUAGUGGAUUUUGCUAUUGGGCUAGUGCAUUCUGUUUUUAACUUGCCCGACGGGCAGGUGAUGUUGUUUUAGGAGUUUAAAUAACAGAAGAACUGUAAUCAAUCCUGCUCAUCAAAUUUUUUUCGGGCUAGUUGAAAUGACUUUCGGGCUAGUACAUGCUAGCUACAGCUUGCCCAAGUGGCAAGCUGUAAAACUGACUUUCUUUGCACCCCGGCUGAGGUGAUGCGUUGUUCUUGGUGUACUUGUUUUAAAAAACACUUGAAAAAUAUUUAGGCUUGCUGGGAAUAGAACCCUGAUCUCACUGAUACGGGAGGGCAGAAUGCAGCUCUUUACAAGGCCUAGUAGGAUUGGCUGUGAAAACCAGGGUUCGCAAAUACGCCAAAUUUGGCGUAUUUUAUGCCAAAAUUGUUCAGAUGACUCCACAGAGGUUACGGAGGGAGUCACUUCGACUCCAGAAAUUUUCAGUAACAAACACAGUUUUAUCCUCACCUUUUUCGCAACAAAUACAAUUUACGUUAAUUGUAAACGUUGUAAAUCUUGAUUAAAUCAUCAAAAUUAAAGAAUUAUAUGGCACGACAAAGCAGGAAGAGGGUAAAUUACGAUCAAAGUUUACUCAAUGACCGCUAUCAUGGAUUUGAGCUUUCCAGGUCAGCGGACCGCCACAGCUACUUCGUGUAUCCCUCACGGUAGUGUAUACAUGCCAGGAACACGUGCUGGAAAUUCCGAAAAUGGCUUUUGUCGUUGUGAUACUUGACUCCAAAUAUUCCAAAAUGACUCCAAAAUUUGUGAAGCAUAAGUCACAGUGACUCCACUCAUAACAAUAGACAUAAAAAUAUAACAAUGACUAUCCCUAAAACAAUGGAGCUGCUUUUUUUUUAGAACCAAUGAAUUUAGAGGUUUCUAGGAGCUGUGCACUAUCCCAAUACAGGUGCAGCGGUCUAACAAAAUGAGGUAGCAAGCCAAUAAUGGGAGCCUGUCAUUCCCAGUUGGCUUUCUAGCUCAAUUUGUUAGAGUUGCACCAGUCUUGCAGAGGUCAGGCUUUCUUUUUGCAACUGCAUAAGUUUUGGCCAGAACUGUAUCUUCUUUACAUUUAUUUGCAAUGGUUUUUUUUUAAUUGUGAAAAUUUCAGGUGAGUCAGCUGUUGGGAAGUCAAGCUUGGUUCUUAGAUUUGUAAAGGGCCAGUUCCAUGAAUACCAGGAAAGCACAAUUGGAGGUGAGAUAUUUUAAUUUCAGUGAUUACUCUUGGUUUACCCUUUUUCCCUACUGCUAACUGCAUCAGCAUAGCAGUAAAACUGCAUUUUUAUCGCCAUGCAUUCUAACCAGUAAAGUAGUAACUUGUGUAACACAGUUUGUGUUACUUUAUAUGAUACAUUAACUGAUAAAAGGAUUGACCUGACACUUGUAAAGAACAACUUGAAAAGGCUUGUAAAAGCUUUUUUACUUAUUGGUGUCCUAAUCAACAGCACAGUAAUAAUCAAUAAUGUUGAUUGGCAACUUGUGUAGUGGUUAAGCAAGAACCAUUGAGUCACUCUUUUAUUUUUUGAUUGUCUGUUUUCCCUGUCUUCAGCUGCCUUUUUAACACAGACUGUGUGCUUGGAUGAUACAACAGUUAAGUUUGAAAUAUGGGACACGGCAGGCCAAGAAAGAUAUCACAGUUUAGCUCCAAUGUACUACAGGGGGGCCCAAGCUGCUAUUGUAGUGUAUGACAUCACAAACCAGGAUACCUUUGGAAGAGCAAAGAAUUGGGUUAAAGAACUUCAGAGACAAGCCAGUCCAAAUAUUGUGAUAGCACUCGCAGGGAAUAAAGCUGACUUGUCAAGCAAGAGAAUGGUUGAAUAUGAGGUAAUGGCUGGUUUGCAUUGAGUUGAUGCUAAAAAGCAAAAGAGUGACAUCCAUAAAUUUUUAUGUUAGUACACAAUGUUCAUAUGCUUUAUUUGUUUAGGAUGCUCAAUCAUACGCUGAGGACAAUGGUCUUUUGUUCAUGGAGACAUCAGCAAAAACCGCUAUGAAUGUGAAUGAUAUAUUUUUGGCAAUAGGUGAGACUGUCAAUUCUUUUUGUAGUUAAUUUCCUCUAGAUUUCUUAACUACCACAUUGGUUCAUAGACACACCCUAAGACAAGUCAUAUAUCUUAAUUUAGCUAGGCCUUGACAAUACUUUCAACUACUUCUACAGUUGAAAUUCUCGUCAUAGAGAGCUCUUUGUUACACAGUCUUGACCCAUAGAAAAAGGAUGCAGGACUCGUCUGUAGUGUAGACAUCUAGCUUUGAUAGUAAAGUUUUAUAAUUGUAUUUGGUUUUUGUGCAUUUUUUACCAAUUUUAGUUUGGGCAUUUCCAGGAAUUUUGAUUUUCAAAAACCCUUGUAUAUACUUUCUUGCUUUAAAAUCACAGCAAAGAAACUACCGAAGAGCGAUACCGCAGCUGCUGGUCCUGCUGGUGGCGGGCGACAGCAAAGAGGAGUCGAUCUCAGGGAGACUAAUGAGUCCCACCAAGGAGGCUGCUGUAAAUAA
Molecule: messenger RNA, 2671 nt
Organism: Porites lobata
Lineage: Eukaryota; Metazoa; Cnidaria; Anthozoa; Scleractinia; Poritidae
Source: the annotation of a GenBank genome assembly